Messenger RNA from Funneliformis geosporum, 141 nucleotides. NCBI's taxonomy places the organism in Eukaryota, Fungi, Glomeromycota, Glomeromycetes, Glomerales, Glomeraceae. The record is from the annotation of a GenBank genome assembly.
AUGAUAGUGGAAGAAAUAUCUCCAAAUGAUAAGGAAAUUCGCGAGGUAUCUAUGAAAGCCCAACAGUUUAGUGAAAUCACAAAGAUUCUCUUGAAGGGAAAUCAGGAUAAGGGUUUUGAUAUGUUAAAGUUUAUGUGCUGA